AUGCUUUCCCCUGCUAUUGCAAUAAUUGAGUCUUUGGAUUCAGGAGCUCUGAAAUCAAUUCACUUGAGCACCAAUAAAGAGGAAGAAAUGGAUUUCGAUAUUCUCAUGAAGUUGCCUCAUUGGAAGAACAUCGAGAUUCUGCUGAUAAAGGGAUUUAUAGUUUCUGCACCAAUUGAGCACUUUAUCCAUUUACCAGAAGUUACAAUCACAAUGCAAUCUAUCACUAUUCCAAAUCUCAAGCUUUUGAAGAAGCACUUCUUGGGAUUGAAGUCUGAGAAGAAGUUUGUUCUCAAGUACAAGUUGGACGGCGGUGAGAUCGCUAAUAAUGUCCAUGCCGUGUUUGAUCAGGCAUCAAGCAGCUGCAAAGGAAGGGUCAAGCAAUGGGUGUAUCCAAAAAGUGGCAACAUGCAAUUUCGUGUUGAGUAUCGUCAGCAUCAUGGCUUCAAGGAUCAUAAAUUUACUUUCCUGGCUACCCGAGAUUUGCAAGAGCAACAACUGACCUUAUUGCCAAUCGACUGAUAGGACACAAAUCAUGUCUCAAGCAUUUUGUUAACUUAUGUAUAUUAUCAUAACCUCGUGUUCUACUUUAUACAUCCCGCUCUCCGUUUUCCCAGUGUGUGCCUUUGCAAAAUAUGUUAACAUGUUUCUUUAAUGACUCAGCCCUGAUUUCACAUGCAAACUAUACCUCACAUAAAACUACUUCAAUACUUAUAAACAAUUCAAGACAUUGUUCUUUAUAUGCUAAUUAUUUAAUCUCGAAUAUAAAUACUUGUUCCCAUUA
Caenorhabditis elegans is the source of this 781-nucleotide messenger RNA. RefSeq names its product DUF38 domain-containing protein (gene R10E8.2). Lineage: Eukaryota; Metazoa; Nematoda; Chromadorea; Rhabditida; Rhabditidae. Bases 1 to 519 code for a protein of 172 amino acids. The transcript is spliced from 3 exons. The record is from RefSeq and is marked reviewed.